Molecule: messenger RNA, 2150 nt
Organism: Poecile atricapillus (Black-capped chickadee)
Lineage: Eukaryota; Metazoa; Chordata; Aves; Passeriformes; Paridae
Gene: VAX2
Product: ventral anterior homeobox 2
Exons: 3
Biological process (GO): neuron differentiation; regulation of DNA-templated transcription; brain development
Molecular function (GO): DNA-binding transcription factor activity, RNA polymerase II-specific; DNA binding
Source: RefSeq, a predicted model, not a curated record
GGGCUGGACCUGGACCGGCCCAAGCGGACGCGGACGUCCUUCACGGCGGAGCAGCUCUACCGCCUGGAGCUGGAAUUCCAGCGCUGCCAGUACGUGGUGGGCCGGGAAAGGACGGAGCUAGCGCGGCAGCUCAACCUCUCCGAGACCCAGGUCAAGGUGUGGUUCCAGAACCGCCGCACGAAGCAGAAGAAGGACCAGAGCAGGGACUCUGAAAAACGCUCCUCCGGCACCUCCGAGUCCUUCGCCACCUGCAACAUCCUGCGGCUGCUGGAGCAAGGCCGCCUGCUGUCCGUGCCGGCUCCUCCGAGCCUGCUGUCCCCCGCCUCCAGCCCCGCGGGCAGCGGCAGCGGCCUGGCCACGCCGGGCCCCGCGUCCCCGGGGCUGGCGGGCGGCAGCAGCCCCCCGGUCCCGCCGGCUUUCGGCCUGCACCUCCCUUCUCUCGCCUCUUCCUCCUCAUCCUCAUCGUCCUCGUCGUCGCCGCGGCUGCCGGGGAGGCCGCUGAGUUUUGGGGGGCCGCUGCUGGGCAGCCUGCACGAUCUGCCCGGUGCCUACGGAGCGGGAGCGUCCGCCUUCGAGCCUUACACGCGGCUGGAGAGGAAGGACAAUUCUAUAGCCAGCAAGAAGCCGAGCUCUUAAAACCCACCCCAAAAAACAAAAACCCAUCCAAUCUCUCCCUCCCUCAAAGUGUCAAAAAGCUGUGUCACCUCACUCCCCUCCCAUCCCAAUCCUGAGUUGUCCCAGCCCGGAAUUCCCGGAAUUCCAUGCCCGUGGGAACGGCGGCUCCCCGCUGCUGGAGCCUCGGGUGUCCCCCAGAGGUGGCUCGGGGUGGGUUUUGUGUCACCAAAAAGCUCCGGGGGGCAGGAGCAGCCUGAGGGGGGACGGGGAUGUCCCUUCCCUGGGGGACAAAAGGGACAGCGCGAGGUUCUGUCCCCGCCGUGGCCUCGGAGAAGCGCCGUGCCUCAGUUUCCCCGCCCGCGCCGUGUCCUGGCUGAGGUCACCGCGGGUGCUCCGGGGGGGGUUUGUCCUCCGAGGGUGGCUCCGGUGGCCUGGGUGAUGUCCCCAACCCCGCCGGUUGUCCCCGCGAUGGGGACAAGCCACCCCUGGGACAUCCCCAGGCUCCUGCAGACCCCAAAAACCUCCCCGGGGUCCCUUUUGGGGCCGCCCCACCCUGAAAAACCCCCCCGGGACCCCCCCGAGGUGUCCCAACCCCGCCAGGGGACAGCAGUGACAGUGGCACCUCAAACCCGCUCUGGGGUGGCACCGCGGUGGCGCCACCCUGGCACCGCCACACCCCCCCCGUGUCACCCUGUCACAGCCAGGUCCCUUCCCAGGGCUGCUGUGUCACCCCCAGGGUGACAGUGGCUUCCCGCGGGGCUGGCCGUGGGGCUGGGGACAGCGGGGACUUUGCAGGAGGUGGCCUUUGGGGAGAGUGGCAGCACCCUGAGGUGUCACCACCUUGUCCAGGACACCUUGGGGUGGCAUCACUUUGUCAUCCUGCGAUGGCAUUGUCACCCUGAGGUGUCACCACCUUGUCCAGGACACCUUGGGGUGGCACCACCUUGUGCAGGUGUCCUGGGGUGGCAUCACUUUGUCAUCCUGUGAUGGCACUGUCACCCCGGGGUGUCACCACCUUGUCCAGGACAUCCUGAGGUGGCAUCACCAGGUACCCCACGAUGUCACCACCUUGUCCAGGACAUCUUGGGGUGUCACCACCUUGCCAGGACAUGUGGAGGUGGCACCACCUUGUCUGGGUGUCCUGAGGUGUCACCACCUUGGGGUGUCACCACCUUUCCUGGACAUCCUCGGGUGCUAUCACUUUGUCAUCCUGUGAUGGCAUUGUCACCCUGAGGUGUCACCACUUUGGCCAGGUGUCCUGUGGUGUCACCACCUUGUCCAGGACACCCUGAGGUGUCACUGCCUUGGCCAGGUGUCCUGAGGUGCCACCACCUUGCCAGGACAUGCAGAGGUGGCACCACUUCAAGUGUCCUGGGGUGCCACCACCUUGUCCAGGACACCUUGGGGUGUCACCACCUUGUCCAGGUGUUCCUGUGGUGUCACCACCUUGUGUAGGACACUCUGUGGUGGCAUCACCAGGUACCCCACGGUGUCACCACCUUGUCCAGGUGUCCUGAGGUGCCACCGCAUGCAGA